GGCGCCUCAUUUUUCCUUCCCAGCCUCCAUUGUUGAUGACAUCUACAGCAACUUCCUUCCGCGAAAUCCAAAAAUAGGCCGAUUGCUGGAGUUUUGUAACCUCGAGUGAGUCUGAAACUAGAGGGGUUCUGUGAUGGAUUAUGGGAAGGACAGGGUGGUGGCGCUGGUGGACAUGGACUGCUUCUACGUGCAGGUGGAGCAGCGGCUCAACCCCAGUCUGCGGGGCAGGCCCUGCGUGGUGGCGCAGUACAAGACCUGGAAGGGGGGCGGGAUAAUCGCCGUGAGUUACGAGGCUCGGGCACACGGGGUGACGCGGAACAUGUGGGCGGACGACGCCAAGAAGCUGUGCCCGGACCUGCUGGUGGCGCGCGUCCCAGAAUCCCACGGGAAAGCAGACCUCACGCGGUACCGGGAGGCGAGCGUUGAGGUGCUCGAGAUCAUGUCGCGGUUUGCCGUGGUCGAGAGGGCCAGCAUCGACGAGGCCUUCAUGGACCUGACCGCCAGCGUGCAGCAGAGGCUGAAGGCCAGGGAGGGCCGGGGCAUGGAGCCUGACCUGCUCAAGACCACCCACGUCCAGGGCUUCCCUCACACCGCAGCCCACCAGCAGGGGGCAGCAGAGGAGACGCCAGCAGAUAAAGAGGAGCGCAGGGCCCAGGGCCUGGGCCAGUGGCUGGGCUCCCUGUCCUGUGGGGGCCAGGCGGAGCUGCAGCUGGCCCUGGGGGCCCUGAUCCUGGAGGAGGUGAGGGCGGCCGUGGAGGAGCACACCGGCUUCAGCUGCUCCGCUGGGAUCGCCCACAACAAGGUGCUGGCAAAGUUGGCCUGUGGGCUGAACAAGCCAAACCGGCAGACCAUCCUGCCCCUGGACUCCGUGCCCGAGCUGUUCAGCUCUCUGCCCAUCGGGAGAAUCCGGAGCCUGGGUGGCAAGCUGGGUGUCUCGAUUGCUGAGACCCUGCAGGUGGAGAACAUCGGGGACCUGACCCGCUUCCCCCAAAGCCAGCUCAGCAAGCACUUCGGAGAGAAAACCGGUCGGUGGCUGUUUGACCUGUGUCGGGGCGUCGACUUUGAGCCAGUCAAACCCAGGCAGCUCCCCAAAUCAAUCGGCUGCAGCAAGAACUUCCCCGGGAAGAUGGCCCUGUCCACAAGAGAGCAGGUGCAGCACUGGCUGCAGCAGCUGGCUCUGGAGCUGGAGGAGAGACUGACCAAGGACAGAGAGAUGAACGGCAGGGUUGCCAGGCAGCUGACAGUGGGAGUGCGGCAGAUGGGGGAGGGCAGCAGUUUCUCUCGCUGCUGUGCGCUGUCACGCUACGAGGCCAGCAGGAUCAGCGGCGACAGCCUCGCCAUCAUCAAGAGCCUCAAUGCCGCCGGCAACCAGCAGGCCGCAUGGUCUCCGCCCCUCACCCUGCUCCACCUAUCGGCCGGGAAGUUCAGCGACGCUCCCGGCUCCUCGGCUGGGGGGAUCGCCGGCUUCCUGACCAGCGACGUCACCGCCUCGCAGAGCCCCGCCCCCUCCGCAUCCGCCACAGCCCCGCCCUCCAAUCCCAGCAGGCCGAGCGGCAUCCAGUCCUUCUUCCAGACGGAGAAGAAAGAGCCCCCGCCCCCAACAGACGAGGGCCAGUCCGAAUCUGCCACUUCAGCCCCUCCCACGAAGGCCUCCAUCUCCCCCAGAGCAGAGACCCCCAAAGCAGAGACCCCCAAAGCAGAGACCCCAAAAGCAGGCACGCACAGAACAGGGACCCCCAGAGCAGGGAUCUCCUUGUUCUUCCAGAGAAAGCGACUGGAGACCAGAGGGCUGGGCGGUGAGGAGGCUUCUGGGAUUGCUGGAGGGAACGUGGAGGUGGGCGCUGGGCCUGCGCUCUCCACAGAGGCAGGAGGUGGUGUGGGGGCGGCUGGAGGCGUGGGUGCCGGGGCAGGAGAGGAGAAGCCCCGCCUCCCUGCGGAGCGCAGCGCGGACGCAGACUCCCUGCGCUGUGAGCGCUGUGGCCAGCAGGUGUCGGCCUGGGAGAUGCCCGAGCACACGGACUACCACUUCGCCCUGGACCUGCAGAAAGCCUUCUCCUCCUCCUCCUCCUCCUCCUCCCCCUUGGGGCCAAAUUCAGGGCUGGCUCCUCGGCCCUCGCUGAGCGCCGGGGCCCUCCAGGCGUCUCGCGGUCAGACUAAACGCAAGCGGCCGGCGGGGCCCCAGCCCAAGAGGCCCAAAUCUCAGGGCCCCUCCUCCACCCUGGACUCCUUCCUGAAGAGGAAUUAACCGGCCCCCAGCCCCGCACCCCUGGGGGGAGUGACUGCUGCACUCUGAUUGGAGGAGCCUUUUCCAGCCGCUAACGAGCUGUCAGCUCAGCUAUAGCUUGACAUUUAAUCACAUUUGAAUCUUUAAAUAGUGAGAGUGGAGGCUUCAGCUCCUCUCCGUGAAGCCCAUUGGAUUACCCAUGCCACCAGUUCCAUUACAAAUGAUUUUUCUCAUUUUUAAAGUUCAUAUACUGUGUAUUCAACAUGCCAAUAACUUUUAUUGACACCUUGGUCAUCUUAAUCACCCCAGCCACAGGAAGUGGGACUCUCUAGAAGGAGAGAGAAAUAUUUCUGCAAUUAUGUAUUCAUUAAAAUGUCUAGUAAUAA
Molecule: messenger RNA, 2610 nt
Organism: Conger conger (European conger)
Lineage: Eukaryota; Metazoa; Chordata; Actinopteri; Anguilliformes; Congridae
Gene: polh
Product: polymerase (DNA directed), eta
Exons: 11
Coding region: 134-2245 (703 amino acids)
Biological process (GO): error-prone translesion synthesis; response to radiation
Cellular component (GO): nucleus; site of double-strand break; replication fork
Molecular function (GO): DNA-directed DNA polymerase activity; damaged DNA binding
Source: RefSeq, a predicted model, not a curated record